Molecule: messenger RNA, 7528 nt
Organism: Aethina tumida (small hive beetle)
Lineage: Eukaryota; Metazoa; Arthropoda; Insecta; Coleoptera; Nitidulidae
Gene: kon
Product: chondroitin sulfate proteoglycan 4
Exons: 12
Coding region: 40-6930 (2296 amino acids)
Source: RefSeq, a predicted model, not a curated record
CAUGUUCAUAACAUGACAUAAGUGGUUAAAUUGUUUGUGAUGGAGUUUAAAUGUUUCAUUUUCACAAUUUUUCUGCUGCUGAAACUAUGUUCAACGAUAGACCAAGCAUCAUUUUACGGAAACAGCUACAUUUCGGUGCCGUUCAAAGAGGCGAAAAGUUCGACGGACAUCACCUUCAAAUUUCGCACGUACUUGUCGAAUACGUUGAUUUUGUUGGUUGCUGGAACGACGGAUUAUUGCAUGGUGCAACUUGAAAACAGUCGGAUUAAAGUUAUUAUCAAUUUAGGUGCUGGUGAAUCUGAGUUAUUAUCGCCGGCUAAUGCCAAAUUUAGCGACUAUAAAUGGCAUGAGGUUGUUAUUGAAAGGAGGGAGGCAAAUUUGUCUCUGAUGGUUGACAAAAUUCAUAAAGCACGCAAACAUCUUCCAGGCAAAUUUUUCGAACUGAACAUCUUCUAUGGCCUCUUCAUCGGAGACCACAGCCGCAGGAACAAUACUGACAUGUUCUUCGGCCAUGUCAGGAAGUUCAGAGGCUGUCUGUCCGAGCUUAAAUACAACGGCAUGGCGGUAUUGGAGCAGGCGAGACGUCGACAAUCACAGGCGAACGUACAGGGUGUUACAUGGAAUUGCGCCGCCGAAUUUGAGGCGGGUCACGACCGUGCCAUAAGCUUUGUGGAGGACGAUUCGUAUAUGAUAAUACCUCAGGCCAAAACCCAAAAGGACGUUAGGAUACAGUUCGAAAUUAGGACGGUCAGUCGUGAUGGGUUGUUGUUUUACAACACGGGGAUGAAGCAGGACUACUUGUCCAUUAGGCUGGACGACUACGCCGUGACGGCGACGAUAAAAAUCAACGACAAGUCGGUGAAGCUCACCAACCAGGAAGAAGUAUCGGACGGAGAGUGGCACAAAAUUAUUUUUCGCACAACAUCAAACAACGUACAACUGAUAGUAGACGAUAGAGUAACCGAAACGAAUAACUUACGACACAACUUUCAAUUCGCCGAUAGUUCCUACUUAGGGGGUCUGGAAGUCAACAAGCGAUUCAGGGCGUCACAGAAAGGUUGUAGCAAAUGUGAUAUUAGUUUUAAAGGUUGUGUGCGGCACUUCAGUUCGCUGGACACAAGAAGGGGAUUACCCGACGCCCACGUCACGGAAGGGAUACUUCCGGGAUGUAUGUGGCAUUAUCCCUGCCUACAAAAUCCCUGCAAGGAUAACGGCACGUGCGUCCAACAGGGUCUGGACUCGUUUCAGUGUCACUGCAAGGAGGACCUGUGCGUAAAAUCCAACUACACCGAAGGCUACAAAGUGUUCUCCAAGAACAGCCUGGCCACCGAACUGGAACUCCUUGCCGUGGAGCCUCUCGAAGUCGUGGAGGGCCAGAACCAGAAAAUAACAACGGGCAACCUGCACAUGAUACUCGACUAUCAAAAAUACGGAAUCAAGGACUCGGGAAUUAAUUUUUUUAUUGUCGAAGGACCGGAACAUGGAAGCAUCACGAUCGAUAUAUGGCCCCGCGAGAAAAAUGCCUUCUCUUUAUCCGACAUAGCGAGGGAUAAAAUAUUUUACGUUCACGACGGCUCCGAAAAUACGCACGACACUCUGGUCCUGGAAGUCGAGUUCUCUCCCGCGGACAGUUUCAUUUUGCCGGUCUAUUUGCAGGGCAAGUUCAGGUUUAGCUUGUCGGCCAAUAUUUUGCCCAAAAAUGAUCCGCCUUUACUCGAAAUUAACGAAAACGUCGUCCUCAGAAUUGUCCAGGGAACGAAAAAAGUUGUAUCAUCUGAAGUGUUAAAUGCACUGGAUCCAGAUAAUCCUCCAUCACAUUUGGUGUACACCAUCCUGAAAACGGAGUCGGGGCAUUUCGAAAACGCCAAUAAACCAGGCACAAAGACCACCUCGUUUACUCAAGAAGAUGUCGACAAAGAAAAAAUAAUUUAUUUUGAUAGGACCCCUUCUGGGAUAAACGACUCGUACAUAUCGUUGCAAAUCUCCGACGGCAUAGAGACCAGUCCCGUGUACAAAGUGAGGGUGUCGAUUUCGCCGCAAUAUUGGCGAUUGGAGAACAACACCGGUCUAAUUGUGCUGCACCAGACGUCAUCGAUCAUAACACCUCAGAAUUUGAGUUUCACAUCGAACGUGGGGAAUGUGGAUUAUCGCGCUCAAUUUAACAUCGUAAAAAAGCCCCACUAUGGAGUUAUUGAAGUGGAAAGAAACGUAAACUCCUGGGAAGUUUCUGAUAUAUUUAAUACGAACGACCUUAAACAACAUCAAGUCAGAUACCGACACAUACAUUCCAAGCCGGAAUUCGACGAGUUUCAAUUCAAGACAUCAUUCGACAAGAAUUCGGUGUACACAUUCAGGCUAACGUUCGCAAAAUGCACUCUACACAAGAUAAACAUCAAGCCAAUAAUGUUGAAUGAAAUCUGGGAGACCUCCAUAUCGACGAAGCACUUGUCUUUUGAGACGCAACCCCUAAAAACAUUAGCAUCCAUAGAUUACGUUAUAGUAAAGCCCCCAAUUUAUGGAUAUUUAUUUUCCGCUGUAUCAAAAUAUCGAUUACGUUCGUGCGAUAUGUUCAAGCAAGAGGACUUGGCCUCGGAAAAUAUAAAAUAUAAAUUACAUCAAAAAGGGUAUUCAUACGUUGAAGACAGUUUUUCAUUUGUGGUUUUAUCUCCGGGCUGUAACAAUGUGACUGGAAAUUUGACGAUUAAAUAUUUGCCAUCAGACGACGUAAAAUCAAAAGUGAGGGUGAAUCUGAGACCAUUAAACGUGGAGGAGGGUUCCACCGCCCUAAUAGAUGCUAACCAUCUUUACCUCCAGGCUGAUUUCAUAAACGACGUACUUUUUAAUAUAACAGAAAAGCCUGCGAACGGUAUCCUCCAGGUUAAAAGAGGAGACGUUAUUAAAAACGAUACGUCCUACUUUACGAUCAACGAAAUCGCAAAUAACAUGCUGUCUUAUGCCCAUGACGGGUCGGAAACCAUAAAAGAUAAAUUUAAAUUCUUCGCUUUGUCAGCAAAUGAACAGAACUUCGAGUAUGUCGAGACGUUUCAUAUAAACGUGGAAUUGAAAAAUGACAAUAGUCCGACAAGAGCAAUAGACAAAAUAUUCCACAUUGUCGUAGGAGGUGACAGGCUGGUAACUGGAAAUGACCUCAAAUACGUUGAUGCAGAUCUAAACACAUCACCUGCAUCCAUCAUUUACACUUGCAGAGAGUCUCCAAACGGCAACUUCUACAAUAUCAAAAAUCAAAGUACAAAAUUAAACGAGUUUUCUCAAGAAGAUUUGGACAAUAAUAAAAUUCUAUUCAGGCAUAAGGGACCCGAAUAUGGCAAGGUGAGACUUUGGGUGACGGACGGUAAAUUCCACGUGAAUGGUGUACUGGAAAUUCAAGCUUCAGCACCUUUCAUACACGCAGUUAUGAACAGGAAGAUCAUUGUAGAACAGAACAAAUUGGCUGUGAUCACAAAUGAACAACUUUCUUAUUCUACAAAUCUGUUCGCUGACGACGAAGACGUUUCUUACGAAGUCGUCGAGAAACCACAUUCAGGGAAGAUUGUCUACACCAACACGUUGCAGAAUGUGGUGAAUUUCACUCAGGAGGACGUCAAUUCAAGGCGUGUGGGCUACUUGAACGAAAACUCGAGGAAUAAUGACAACGCCGAUGAAAUAUACAUUAAAAUUCGUUGUAAAGAUGCUGUUAACCUUGCUCAAUUAGGUGUUUGGAUAUUACCACCUGCAUAUUGGGAACCACUGCAGGUUAAGAGCGUUAGAAGAUUGUUGGUUGAAGAGUCAACAAGCGGAUUGAUAACGAAGAAGAUUUUGGAAGUAUCUCAGCCAACAGUCCCCGCAACAUCAAUAGUGUAUCACAUGAAUGAAAUGCCCGAUUAUGGCUACAUAACAAUCUUAUCCGACAUGAAGAACAGUGAGCCAAUGAAUGUGAUAACAUUCACCCAAGACAUGAUCAACGAAAACAAAAUCCUUUACAUUCAAUCAGUCAGCAAUCAAACAAAAGACAAUAUUGUGUUCAACGUGACCAACGGCAUAGUGUGGCACACAAACUUAAAGCUCAACAUUGAAAUAAUCCCUGAAAGACUGUACAUGGGUACUAAUAAUCUAAUAGUCAACGAAAAUGGCAUAUCCGCCAUAACUACAACGCAUAUAUACGUUCUUACUGACUACUAUAAAUCAAAAAUAACUUCCUACAUUAUAUCAAAAGGUCCACAGUUCGGCUGUAUUCAAGUGCACAAGCAUUGCAUCAAAACCAACAUGUUUUCUCAAAAGGAGCUGAAUGCUGGUAUGGUCAAAUAUCAACAUCAUGGCAGUGAAAACCACGAAGACGAAAUAGAACUAAUAGCUAAAACUGAUCAAAAGAGUAGUAUACCAGCAGUACUUAAAAUUACAGUGGUGCCCGUCAACAAUCAAAAACCUAAGCUAAUCAACAACACUGGACUGACCAUGUGGGAAGGAGGUGUCGCAGUUAUCACCAAUGAUAUGCUUGCUGCUAUUGAUGAAGACAGACCUCCGGACACAUUGAAGUACCAGGUGCAAAGUUGUUGGUGGGGAAACGUAGCUCUAUUAUCUGAUACUGGCACCACACUAAACUAUUUUACUCAAGACUCUAUAAACAAAGGAAUGAUUGUCUUUAGACACCAAAACGGAACUGAGGCAAGAUUUAAAUUCAACGUCAGUGAUGGCCUUCAUACUACCAAGGACUACCUAUUUCACAUAAAAACUAAACCGGUCGAAGUAAAAAUUCGAAGCAGACCUCUCCACAUAUUCCCCCUUCAACGAAAAUAUUUGACAUCAUCACAUUUACUGACGUCUAUAUCUGACCCUGAUAGAGUCGUGUAUUACGAAGUUGUAGUACCUCCAUCGCUUGGUAGACUAAUGAUGGACAACUCAGGUGUUAUUAAAGUGGUGUCGAACUUCACACAACAGGAUUUGAACAAUACUAGGGUAUAUUACGAACACACUCACCAAUUUUCUGAUUUAUACGCCAAUGACUCUUUCGUAUUUAAUGUUAAAGCUCACCUAGCACCAACCCUAACCAACCAGGUGCUAAAAAUUGACAUAUCAGUGUCUUCAGGCGGGUUGGACGCCUACGUCAACAUACCAAAGAUAACAGUGGACGAAGGAGCAAUGACAAACAUAGUUCUGAAUUUAUCUGGAGUGGUGUCCUUUUUGGAGAGUCACGCCGGCCUGAGGGCUCCGAUAAUUCACGCUUCCGCCAGUCCAACGCAGCACGGACAAGUUUUCUUACAGAAUAAUCAAUCAUUCACCACAUUCACUCAACAGCAAUUAGAAUCCGGACAAGUUUACUACGAACAUGACCAUUCCGAUUCGUUAGGCGACAACAUACAUUUUUCAUUAUAUCUUCUUCCUGGUUAUGUAAUCCUAUGCAAUAUCACAGUGCCUGUGAUCGUUAAUCCUAUAAAUGAUCAGCCGUUUAACCUGAUCACACCAGUUCCAAGUUUAACCGUUGUGCAAGGAGAGAAUCACACCAUCACCAAAAAUGAGUUGGCUACGGAAGAUGCGGACACACCUCCAUCUAAGUUGAAGUAUAUUAUAAUAUCCGGGCCAUCCCACGGCAAGUUGGUGUUAGUGCCGGAGACAGAACCCACCAUGUACUUCACCCAGGAAGAUAUUGAUGACAAUAAAUUGGUUUACGUACAUCAAGGUUCCGUUUUGAUGGACUCUUUCCACUUCAGGGUGUCGGACGGAAAAUUCAGGCCCGAGUUUAAGGUGUUUAAUAUAAUGGUCACGCCAAUAAAUAUAACUAUAAGUGCUGGCUUACCCGUGUUUUUGCAACAAGGCUCUGACGUCGCCAACUUGUAUGAAAAACAAUUUUUCAUUGAAACUAACGCCGACAAAUAUAAAGUUAAAUAUACAGUGAAGCAACCUCCAAAACACGGCAACAUAUACAUGAACGACAAGCCUCAAAUGACGUUCACCCAAGAAGACCUCAGAGAUGAACGUGUAAUGUAUUUGCAGACGGAUAUGACCACCGCUAACGACACCCUUACGGUCCUCGGAGAAAUUCAGUCCGGCAACGUAUCGUACGGCGGUGAAGUUGACGUGUUCAUUAAAGUGCAACCUCUGAUGCAAAUUAAUAAUUUCACGGCGAUAGCCGGCGAACUCAACAAAAUCACUUUGAACACAUUGGACGCCACUCCUCUAACGAAACUUGCUCCUAAUCCGCGGUACACUAUCUUAAAUCUACCUCAGUACGGACAAAUUAGAAAAAUCAUACGAAGCUCAGGUGAAAAACGGAACGUUUUGAAUACUGUAGUGACUAGUUUUUCACACGAAGAAGUUCAGAGCGGGUUAAUUUACUUGGACGUCAAAGAUAUCGAAGUUCCUUGGAAUGGUUUGCAAGACAGAAUAGUUUUUAUGCUAGCUGCUAGUAUAUUCCAACCGGCCAUUGGUGAAUUGAAAAUUAAUAUAAGAUCUUCUCUAAAUAACGACAUUUACUCAACAUUAGCUGGACCUAGUGAUCCGGCUGGACAUGAAGGUGGACUACAUUUAGCCAGUCCCAACAUGACAAGAGAUUACUUAUUGAUUGUGAGCAUGGUAGUGGGUGUGAUAAUACUUGGAAUUGCAGUGAUAAUAAUAAUCAAAUGUAGAUCAUUAGAAGUGGAGGAGCUGAACAAAGAAGAACAAUGUAUGCAACCAAUACCGUUACCCAGACCUCCAGAUAGACUGAUGACAUCUUCGCCACCUUUAAAGCAACAUUUGGAUGGGUACAGUACCCCUCUUUCCACAGCAUUGCCGCAGUGCAAAGUCACACCUUUAAGUAGAAGUGACUUAGACUCUCAUGCAUGUUAUCCGUAUGGUGUCGACGAACAGCCAGACGACUGGAGCAGCUGUGACGCAUCUGAACCCCAUUGCCCUAGCAAAAACAUAAUGCUACGUAGGAAUCAGUAUUGGGUCUGAUGAAUAGACAGUUCUAUACAUACCAGUGUAUGUAUAUGUGUGAAAUUUCUUUUAUAAUCUUUUUAAUAUAGACAAUUUUUAUACAAAUUAGUUUUCUAGUGAAGAAGGAACAAGUCAUACCAAGUCAUGACUCAUUUCAAAACUAUAAGCUAAGUUUCUGUUAUAAAUGGGUGGUUUUAUAUAUAAUUUUUGUACAAUAUUUAUAAAACAAAUUCAGUUUAUAAUCUACCCAUUGUAAAACACAAUUAAUAGUACAAUUAUAUUUGUAUUGUUAAAUAAUUGAAUCAAAAUCUUCAGAAGCAAAUUUUAUGUACAUAAAAGUAAUAAAUUCGUUUUCAAAUUUCCAGUCUUCACAUAUCACAUCCCUUAAAUAUUUAAACGAAAUCAAAGUUGAUAGAAAUUAAAUAUGUAUAUUUUACAUCACAAAAGACCAAAUACUGUUCAUCCGCCUUUCACAAAACUUACAAACAUUCUGUAUGGCUGGUUCCUAAUGUUGUUUUUUAAUAUAAAGAUUAUGCUAUAGAGAUGUAUCAAGCACAAUAUGUUAUAUGUUUUAUCAUGUUUGUUUAAGAUAAAUAAACAUACAAUUUUUAAAGUA